Messenger RNA from Pseudogymnoascus destructans, 1933 nucleotides. It is a transcript of the gene CCT5, whose product is annotated as chaperonin subunit epsilon subunit. Gene Ontology annotation, cellular component: chaperonin-containing T-complex. The record is from RefSeq and is a predicted model, not a curated record. Lineage: Eukaryota; Fungi; Ascomycota; Leotiomycetes; Thelebolales; Thelebolaceae. Bases 109 to 1755 code for a protein of 548 amino acids. The transcript is spliced from 5 exons. Gene Ontology annotation, biological process: protein folding. Gene Ontology annotation, molecular function: ATP binding; ATP hydrolysis activity; ATP-dependent protein folding chaperone.
CAUAUAAGGUGUUUUACCACACCGAUACAUAUUAUACGCCUUUCGAAGCUUUUAUCGAAUUACUCUACAGCUAGUUGAUUUGCAGGAGCAGCUCCUGCGACCUUCAAGAUGGCGAUGAACAUCGAUAUGUCCCAGGCUCAGGUCGUGAAAGACGAGCAAGGCCGACCAUUUAUUAUCGUUAGAGAUCAGGGAAAGAAGAAGAGACAACAUGGCAACGAAGCUGUCAAAUCUCAUAUCCUUGCCGCCCGCACAGUCGCCAACAUCGUCAAGACCUCAUUAGGACCCCGCGGACUCGACAAGAUCCUCAUUUCCCCAGACGGAGACAUCACAGUAACCAACGAUGGUGCCACCAUCCUCGGCCAAAUGGAGAUCCAAAACCACGUCGCAAAACUUCUCGUCGAGCUGUCGAAAUCACAAGACGAUGAGAUAGGUGAUGGAACAACGGGUGUUGUCGUUCUGGCUGGUGCUUUGUUGGAGCAGGCAGCUGAGCUGAUUGAUAAGGGAAUCCACCCUAUCCGGAUAGCAGACGGCUACGACCAGGCGUGCGAUAUUGCUGUUGCAGAGCUGGAUAGGAUCGCAGACACAAUUGAGUUUUCGCCAGAUCACAAGGAUAACCUGUUCAAGGUGGCACGGACGAGCUUAGGAAGCAAGAUCGUGUCGAAGGCACACGACCAGUUCGCCCAGAUCGCCGUUGACGCCAUUCUCUCCGUCGCCGACCUCGAGCGCAAGGACGUCGACUUCGAGUUGAUCAAGGUGGACGGCAAGGUUGGAGGUUCGCUUGAGGACUCUCUGUUGGUCAAGGGUGUUAUUGUGGACAAGGACUUCUCGCACCCACAGAUGCCGUCCGAGGUUCGCGAUGCCAAGAUUGCGAUCCUGACGUGCGCGUUCGAGCCCCCGAAGCCGAAGACGAAGCACAAGUUGGACAUCACGUCGGUGGAGGAGUUCAAGAAGCUCCAAACCUACGAGAAGGACAAGUUCACGGGCAUGAUCAAGCAGAUCAAGGAUACGGGAGCUAACCUGGUUAUCUGCCAGUGGGGUUUCGAUGACGAGGCGAACCACUUGCUGUUACAGAACCAGCUGCCCGCUGUAAGAUGGGUUGGCGGCCCGGAGAUGGAGCUUAUCGCCAUCGCGACAAACGGCCGCAUCGUGCCGCGCUUCGAGGACCUCUCCGAGGCGAAGUUGGGCAAGGCUGGCGUUGUCAGGGAGAUGAGCUUCGGAACCACGAGGGAGAAGAUGCUCGUGAUCGAGGAGUGCGCCAACACCCGCGCUGUGACCGUCUUCGUCCGCGGUAGCAACAAGAUGAUCAUCGACGAGGCCAAGCGCUCCCUCCACGACGCCCUCUGCGUCGUACGCAACCUUGUCCGUGACAACCGCGUCGUGUAUGGUGGUGGUGCCGCCGAGAUCGCGUGUUCGAUUGCCGUCGAGGACGCGGCUGUGUCGUCGCCUGGCCUGGAGCAGUACGCCAUGCGCGCCUUCGCCGAUGCGCUGGACCAGAUCCCAAUGACUCUCGCCGAGAACUCUGGCUUAUCGCCUAUCGCCGCGCUGGCGAGCAUCAAGAGCCGACAGGUGACGGAGAAGAACUCGAGGCUGGGUGUCGACUGCAUGCAGACGGGGAGCAACGAUAUGAGGGAUGCGUUUGUGAUCGAUCCGCUCAUUGGGAAGAGGCAGCAGCUUAUGCUGGCGACGCAGCUGUGCAGGAUGGUGUUGAAGAUCAAUAAUGUGAUUAUUGCGGGGACCGGGGAGGGCGAUUAUUAGGUGGGUUCUCUCGGGAUGGCAUGGGGGCAUGUACAGUAUCAUAAUUGGGAUGGCUGUGUAUGAUGGAUAGAUAGUGUCUAUCUAUAGAUGAAAAGCUACCAAAAUGGGACCACGAAUUAGAGGAGCUUUAUGUGUUCUUUGUGAUCCAGCAUGUCUUCCUAUUUCCUGCAGUUUGAGG